This is a messenger RNA of Sinocyclocheilus anshuiensis, 1791 nucleotides long. Its product is annotated as ubiquitin thioesterase otulin-like. Gene Ontology annotation, molecular function: cysteine-type deubiquitinase activity. Gene Ontology annotation, biological process: protein linear deubiquitination. NCBI's taxonomy places the organism in Eukaryota, Metazoa, Chordata, Actinopteri, Cypriniformes, Cyprinidae. Gene Ontology annotation, cellular component: cytoplasm. Bases 207 to 1571 code for a protein of 454 amino acids. The transcript has 8 exons. The record is from RefSeq and is a predicted model, not a curated record.
GCCUUGGCCUGGGCAUAUUACUAGGGUCGGAUGCCACGGGCUCUAUUUUGGUCAGACUAUUUUAAGUUUAAAAUUCAAACACGUGUAUCUCAUUGGUCAUAUCCUGAAGUCAAACAAAACAGAAAAAUGGCAGACAGCUAUAGGCCGAAGCCACAACUGUGAUGUAAAGUAAACUAUAGAUUUUUUAUUCGACACCAUGUGUCUCCAUGGUGGUGAUGGGGAAUUGCUGUAUGUCCACACCAUCAGUCAACACUGAACAAACGGAAUUUAAUGGAGAUCGGAUAAUGACCAUUGCAACCAGUGCAGGGAACAAUUUGGGACUUAAUAAAAAGGACACAAACAGGACUCAGUACUGCACAAGGGUGUCAUACCUUUACCACAAGGAAUCUGAUAAUGAAGGAUCGACACAGGGCACUCAAGGUCAGAAAGCAGAUGUGAAGGGCCAGGCAGCUGGAAAAGAUGCUUGUUCUCCUGGACCUGAGAGAAGCUCUGAGUCUUCCCACACUAUGCAAAAACGUGCUCAGAAGGAGGCCAAAUCUACUCAUAGUGACAGUCAUUCAUCCCAGCAGGAUCUGAUGAAGAUGCCGUCUGCUGAAGAUGAAAAGGGUGAUGUGGACCUGUACAGAGGAGAAGAAGAAAUUCAAAAAGAGCUGCAAGACAAGCAGCAGUCAAAGUCGGCGGCUGUUGGUGAGGCCCAGAGAAGCGUGUCAGCUGCCGAAGAUCUUCAGACCUACAGUGAGAGAGAAUGGAAAGGCAACACCACAAAAAGUCUGCUUAUUCGAAAGGGAUAUGAAGCAAUAGCCAGUGAGUUCAAUCUGCGCAGAGUAAGAGGUGAUAACUAUUGUGCAUUAAGGGCGACGCUCUUCCAGGUGCUCAGCCAGUCAAAACAGCUUCCUGCCUGGCUACAUGACUCUGACAUUAGCAAGUGGCCAAAAGAAAUUCAGUCUGAUCAGGAUUCCAUUAAGGAGUGGCAGUUUCCAUUUGAAACUAGCAAGAGCAAAGUGCAGCAUCUUGAACAAUGUCUGGAGCUACUGAAGAAAAGGUGGCAAGAGACUGUCCAGUGCAAAAGUCUUGAGGAGAGGGAGCAUAUGUGCCUGCAGGUGUUCAGAGGUCACGAUGAGGAGUAUGAGCUUCUGGAAGCACUGAAGUUCUUGAUGCUGAGGACUGCCAUUCAUUUGCACUCAGAUAUGGAGAAGGGCUCUGAUGUGCCAGAGUUCUGCUGGCUUCUCUUUGCUCGUGACUCAUCCAAAUGCCCUAAGACGUUUCUCACCAACCACCUCAGACAUGCAGGCUUCAGUGGUGGGCUGGAACAGGUGGAGAUGUGUCUCCUGGGUUAUUCCCUUCAGCAGACAAUGCGGGUUGUUCGGCUGUACAAGUGUGAUACUGAAGAGUUUAUUACAUACUACCCAAACGACCACAAGAAGGACUGGCCUCCUCUAUGCUUGCUUACAGAAGAUGACAGACACUACAAUGUACUCGUCCCCAAAAAGUCCUCGGGAUUUGAUGCAUAUGGUAGGCCAAAGUGGAAUCCACCUUCAGAUGGACAACCAAGCAUAACGACACGUCUUUAAAGAGUAAAUGGCAAUCACACACAAUCUACCGAACUCAGGAGUUACAAUCCAUCAUGUUUUCCACAUAGCUGUUCUUGAAUUGAUGUUUUGGGAUGUUUUAAUUCUUAUAAGUUUAAAGAUUUGCUUAUCCUUAUUCUGCUACCUAUGUAAUUUUAAAUAGAAGGAUAAAAUUGUAUGCAUUUCUAAAUAAAUUAUGUGCAAUAGUUUUAUGAGACACAGC